Messenger RNA from Acaulospora morrowiae, 657 nucleotides. NCBI's taxonomy places the organism in Eukaryota, Fungi, Glomeromycota, Glomeromycetes, Diversisporales, Acaulosporaceae. The record is from the annotation of a GenBank genome assembly.
AUGGUUGUCACAGAGACCAUCGAAAAUACCUCCUUGAACGAUUCGGCGCAGUUAUUAAUGAAUUCGAUUAAUCGCAACAUGAUAUUUCCUCCUCAUUAUAACAGUCCCGAAGAAUUGAUCAAUCCGUCAAAGGCCAAGACCUCGGGGAUACCGAGACCGCCGAAUGGCUUUUUGUUAUGCAGAAAGAACGUGCACAAACAAGCAAAACAACAUGGAAUAUGCAAUAUGAGAGUCAUAAGUAAGGUCACCGGAAUGCUUUGGAGGAGUGCCACGCCGGACGAGAAAGAACAAUACGAAAAGCUUGCAAUGCAAGUUCAAAAUUUGCACUCUGUAAGGUAUCCAGGAUACAAGUACAAACCGGCGGCUCGCACGAAGCCUCCAACUUACCGCCACAAAAACCAACGACACCAACAUCAACCCUAUCCAAUUCCGCAACCAACCAUGGACGUGCCAACGCAGAUUCAAGCUCCAAUGGUUCCUUAUUAUCAAAUAUUUCCGACGCUCGGUGAUUUCACCCAAGAGAAUAUCGACAUACUUUCCCUACUUUACUAUCCAUACGAUCGAUUUGCGGAAACGGAAACCUUCUUCUUUCUAGAGAUUUCACCUCGGAUCAUCCGCUUUCUCCUGUGGGCGUAUCAUUUCAUCUAUCAUUGUAAU